AUGGCUUCAAAAGGUGAACGUAUUACUUUCAGAGAAGAGGAAGUUUCAGAACUUUUGGGAAUUAAACCUAAAGCUGGUAGUAAAGAAGAAUUAAAUUCUUGGAUCUUGGAUUAUGCAACACAGCAAUCUAAGGGUACUGAAGAGUCAACUUUCAAGUUAGCCUCAGCUACUGAAUCCAAAUCAGAGGAUGUCAGGAUUUUGCCGCAUUUACCUAGACUAUCCUUCUUUUCUCAGAAGUCACAUGUCAGUUUCGACAUCUGGAAGUUUGAGGUAGAUUAUUUUCAAGGUCAGAUGUUUUUUAUCAUGCAGACAGUGAUUUCGUGGCGGCGGCCGCUAGAAGGCGCUGCACUAUAUCCACGCACAAACAAUGCUUGUUCAUAUCUUCUCGGAAAUACUAUGUGCUACGUCAUUUCCGGUAUGAUGUUACUGGUUGUGGGUGUAAUAAUAACUUCCAUGAGUUUCCAGAAUUUGGAGGACUAUAAGGAUGAGGAAAGAGAAAGGUACGCCGGACCAGUCAUGAUAGCUGCGGGAGUUCUCGUUCUUGCUCGUGGUGCCUUUAGUCGUCUUCGUCCACCUCGUUCUGAAUUAAGCAGACGACGUUCCUUUUUACGAAGAUAUAUCAGGGAUAUUUACAGCAGACCAAUCUUUGCAUUAAGAAACAGCACAUCAUUGAGUUUAUGUGAUAUACAAAUAUCCGAUGUUGAUGAUUGUUCAAGACGAAUUUUAUGA
Lottia gigantea (owl limpet) is the source of this 729-nucleotide messenger RNA. RefSeq lists its product as hypothetical. The record is from RefSeq and is a predicted model, not a curated record. Bases 1 to 729 code for a protein of 242 amino acids. The transcript has 5 exons. Lineage: Eukaryota; Metazoa; Mollusca; Gastropoda; Lottiidae.